Messenger RNA from Styela clava, 5952 nucleotides. RefSeq names its product ubiquitin carboxyl-terminal hydrolase 40-like. Gene Ontology annotation, molecular function: cysteine-type deubiquitinase activity. Lineage: Eukaryota; Metazoa; Chordata; Ascidiacea; Stolidobranchia; Styelidae. Gene Ontology annotation, biological process: protein deubiquitination. Gene Ontology annotation, cellular component: cytosol; nucleus. The record is from RefSeq and is a predicted model, not a curated record.
UUCAUUUUUACAGAAAAAUAUUCUUGAUAUAAUGCAUAAAGUUGAACAAUGAAGUUAACAAUGAUUUAGAGUUCUGUUCAACAUUGAAAUGUUUCUUUUGAUGGAUUGACCGACUACAGAAUAGAUGUUUGGUAACAUGUUUGAGGAGCCAGAGAUGGAGGAAGAGAAAGGAAAAGCUUCAAGUCCUGCGAAAAUAAAUGGGAGCAAGGUUGAGGCACCUCCGCCUGGAAGGGGAGAUACUGGUUUUUGUGGAAUUAAAAAUCAAGGAGCUACGUGUUAUUUAAACUCUCUUAUUCAAACGUUGUUGCUAACCCCCGAGUUACGAGAAGAAUUAUUUCGAUUGGGACCCGAUGAGUUGGGAAAAUUACAAGAUGUGAAAAAGAAAAAUGCUAAAGUUCGGAAAAUUCCAAUUCAAUUACAGAUGCUAUUGGCCAGACUUUUAUUGCUUGACCAGUAUGCUUGCACUACUGAGGGGCUGACCGAGAGCUUUGGAUGGGUAGAUAGUGAGGAGUUACAACAACACGACGUCCAAGAGUUGAGUAGAAUAUUAUUUUGUGCGAUUGAAGAUUCUUUGAUUGGAACCUCUGGGCAUGAUAUUAUAAAAAACCUGUAUCGUGGUACAUCUGCCAACACAAUAACUUGUCUCAGCUGUGGAAAAGUCAGUGAAAAUACGGAAGAUUUCCUAGAUCUUAACAUUGCUAUUUCCUCGCACAGCAAUCUUGCAGCAGUACUUCGUGAUAUGUUUGUUGAUACUGAACUAAUGAAUGGAAAAAAUCAAUAUCGUUGCGAUCAAUGUCAAAAACUUGUUGAUGCUAGAAAAGGAGCUGUGAUAAAAACCCUUCCACCUAUAUUAACGAUCUCAUUACUGAGAUUUAGCUUCGAUUAUAACACAUUUCGAAGGUUCAAAGAAACUAGGAAAUUUGAAUUCCCGCUAUCACUCAGUAUGAAGUCCUAUUGUGAAAAGACGUGUGAUGAAAAAUCUGCAUGUUAUGACUAUGAGUUGUAUUCUGUAAUUAUUCAUUCAGGAAGCGCCCAUGGUGGGCAUUAUCAUGCAUACAUUCGCGAUAUUGAUGGUCUGGGGACUGUCCCUCCUAAUUAUAACCCCACUCCACCUAAAAUCAUACCACCCAUGCCAGAAAAAAGUGAUGCAGCAGCUUGUGAUUAUAUUGAAGACCCACUUGAUAUGCUUGCAUAUGUUUUAGGCAAACUCGGUGGAGAAAACGUCCCAAUGAAUAAAUUGGGUGAAGCGUUUCGAGAUGAAAGUGGAACAUCGUGGGGUAAACAGUACAAAAGAAAAUACGGCACAAUGACUAAAUUCUUACAGAGCUGCUAUGAUACUUUUAUUGUCGAUACAAGAACGAAAACAGUAUCAUUUCGAAGCAAUAUUGGAAAAUCAUCAUCUGAGAUGAAUAAUUCUGAAUCACCUGUAUAUCCACAAUCAUGUGAAAAUGGUGCUGGCGGUGAUGCAAGCCGACAAUAUAAAUCUACUGAACUGGUGAACGGGGUUACGGACACCAACAAUGAAGAUUCUGGUUUCAAUGGAAAUGUCGUGAGUGAACCUAUUGCUAUCGAAUCUGACACUGCAGAUGACACCGACACACAUCCGCUAUGUAAUGUCUGGUUUGAUUUCAAUGACUCUCACGUUAAACCUAUUACAACCCAUGAUAUUAUCACUCAAUAUGAGGGACGCGAGAGUGCUUAUAUGUUGUUUUAUAGAAGGAAGGAUCUUAAGAGACCAUUAGAAUCGCUUGGUAAUUUGACCAAUGGCAUUCCUGACCAUAUAAGAGCAAAAAUACAAGAGGAAAAUUGUGAUUUGGAUGAACUACGAAAUGAAUAUGAUGUUUAUUUAAACGUCGUAACAGUGCGAGUUUUCUUCCCCAAAAUGUUGAAGCUUGAAAAUGGUUUGAUUAAAUUAAUUGACCCAGAGAACAAAGGCCCAAACGAGUGUGGGUUUUCUUAUUCAAUCGACAGACGGAAAAACAUUGGAGACAUGGUAGAGGAAUUAACGCAGAUGGCAGAAAAACAUCAGGACGAUACUUCUAAUAAAGAUUGUGAAAAAAUACAAUGCAAUAUAUUGAAAAUACUCGGCCAUGGUGGCAUUCACAUAUACGAACAAAUUGACUCUAAUUUGAGCACACCCAUAAAUGAAUCUCUACUCGAGAACGGAGUGAACGUCAUUUUAUGGGACGGCGAUAAGUUAGAGGGGGUGGAAGUAAAAUUUGGUGAAAUGAAUGAACCCAUUGUACUUGAUGUUCAUUGCAGAAUCUCUGGUGAUGACAGUCUGGUUUCUUUUCAUUUCAAAGGUAUUACUUUCGGUAAUGUUAUCAUGAGUGAACUGCAAGAUUAUUUUCUACAAAAAUUCAAGUUGCAAACUGUGACCCAAAGUAAACUUGGAACUAAAGGAGAAAAUGACAACCUGGUUGAAUUCAAAGAAAAUGAACUUGGAAAAACUUUAAGAGAAGUGACCAAGUCAUUCGAUGAAAAUUUAAUUCUUGAAAUAUCACUUCCAAAUGAUGAUAUGUCUCAAAAUGGAAAUAAAGAUGACGACUUAACUUUAAAAAUUGUGCCGGGAGAGAAACUAGAACAAACACUGUUUACGUCCAGGUAUUUUGAUUCUCCUGAUAAUAUUUUCAUAACAACGGCCAUAAGUGGAACCGUGAAAGUAAAUUCAUACAUUCGAGUUGAACAUUUGAAAUUUUCUAUGUUGCAUUGGCUCUUACCCGACUUCAAGAAUGAUUACGAGCUAGAUAACCUUCAUUUGUAUAUUCAAAAAUCUUCUGAGGAUGUUUCUGACAAUUUGAAACUGUGCUUACAUGAAAAACAAAGCCUGCUUCAGGUAGGGUUAUCAAGCAGUGUGGAAUCUGUGAGACUAGAGAUUGGAACGCCUAUUGAUAAAAAAGAGUAUCAUGUAACUGUUUAUAUUCAAAACGGAAGUAAGUUGAAAUUACCUGUUAAAAAGUCUCAAGCUGUUCAUGCUGUAUUAAACAAGAAUUGCACUGUGAAUCAGUUCAUCGAUAAAAUUGUUUUAGAGCACAAUCUUUCGGAUGGGAUACGACAUCUUAGAAUAUUAAAAUCAGAAAAAGAAGCCGGUGAAAUAUUAACAAGCCCAGAAGCAGUCAUUGAAAAAACAUCUAUAAAACAUGGUUCUACUCUUGUUCUUUGUCCGGGAGGUAUUCCAUCUGAUGGUCAAAUUGGAAUUCCAGUUUGGUAUUAUCCUAAAAGAUCUUCGUUUGAAGAUGUCUUAUCUGAAAUAGAGCAUGGUGCUAACCUAUCUGUUUGGAAUCCAUUUUUGAAUGAAAUAAGGACGCAACCAAAAUUAACUGGCUCUGUUGAGGUAGAAAAAGAUGCAACUUUAUUUGAUCUAAAGCAAGAAAUUGUUAAGCUCAGUUUUUUUGUUGAAAAGAAUUUGAUUAAAAUCGAAGAUAUUUGUCUUCGUUCAAUUUCACAUAAAUUUCCAUCUCGUUUUCAUUUACAAGAAAAUUCCAGUAUAAAGCGGUUACGUCUUGGAUCAAACACACCUAUUGCUGUCCAAAAGACUGAGGCUUUGCCCAAACCAGAAUGUGUAAUACUAAACCUUUUGUUUCAAAUACCAGGAAGCAGAUAUUAUACUAAUGCUUGUGAACUAAAUUGGGAUAAAUCGCACCCACUUGCACGACUUCCUGCCAUGCUGAGUGAAAAAUUAAACAUUCCUAUUAAAGAAUUACUUCUUGCAAAAAGAGGAGAAGAACCUUGGGAAUGGGAUAUUAUCAAAGCAAAAGAUUGCGAUCAAAAAUCAAAAGAUGCAAAAAAUAAAUCUAAAAAAGGUGCUAAGCAAAAAAAGGCUCAGGGAAAAUCAAACAAAAACAAAAAAUUGAGUGGUGGAAAAACUGGACAAGCUAUACUGUCACCUCUCGAUGGAGACCUGAUUCGUGUUAAACACAUCUCUCUUGAGUUGCAAACGUCGGAAAGUCCAGAGGUUUCUGAUUUCCGAACUGAGGAAGAUUUAACACUGAGAAAGAAACAUGAGGAUUCUAAAUCAAGGGAAACAAAUGGACAUACUCCUCAAAUUGAGGAUGGAAAUUCUGAGGCAAGCACUACUUCUCCGAGUUCUGAAACAAAGAAAACUUCUAAAGUCAGAAAAGAAGAAACUUUAAAGAUUCAUGUCGACAAGUUUUGAUUUCUUACUCUUGAAAUGUCAUUUUUCACUUCAUAUUUUUGAGACACAAAUAACUCAAAUUUUUAAAACAGUAUUACUUUAAAUGUAAUUUGCCUAUAAAAUGGACUAAUUCGAACAUGUUUCUUGUCGGACAUUCUUGUUGUGGUCAAAUUCUUUACUACCUAAGAACAACAUUUACAAUUUGAUGUAGAAAUUGGCCAGUAAAUUGUAUUUAUGCAUUAAAAUAUUGUUAUUGAGAUGUUCUGAGCCAUCAUUUACAAUGCCAUUGUAAUUUAACCUGUACGAACCUUUAACAAUAUAGUGUAAUUAUGCAAUUUUCUGUAGUUGUUUAUUUCACUUUUUUCAAAUGUUUCCCAGUUUAUGGGGAUUGUAAUAUGCUCAAUUCAGAAUAUAUAUAGUCCAAAUAGUUUCACCCGAUUAUAAAGUCUUUAUAAUCAAAUGUUAUUUUUUUUUUAAUUCGAAAAAGAUUUAUAGUCGACCUGUUUCUAAUUGGAUGGUAUAGAUGUUGAAUGUUGUAGUCCCCAUUUAUCAUACAACAAAAUUUAUUCAAAUUCGCAAUUGGUAAUGCUGUGAAAUCGGGCGGAACUUUUUGGACACCCUGUAUAUUGGUGUGAUGCUUCUCUCCACUACUGCUCUAAAUCAUUCAAUUAUCGAAGUUAUUACUAAUUGUUUCUGAAACAGUAACCAUAUUCUGUUUUAACUAGUUCAAAAGAAAAAGAAAAAAAACACAGCCCAACCUCUUCUAUAUACCUUUUCAUAUUUUUGUUGUUGAAUUUUCUUAUCGUGAAUAGAAUGAAUGGAGAAUUGGAAUUUGCCUCAGCCCCUAUCAUUUGUCAAUUCUAAGGUUCUAGUUUUCAUGUUUUAGUUUGAAAACUCUGGUUGACAGUUAUGUACCCACUAACUCCAUCACAGGGUCAUACUUGUCUGAAUACAGUUGAUGCUUUCUCAGAGCCUUGCUUAGAGAAAAUUCUUAUAUUUUGCUGCAAAGUUUCUUUUUAUUGUUAUCUGCCAAUUUUUUCCUCUCGCCGAGCCUGUAGUGUAUUUUUUUUGUUUCAAUUACCAAUGUGCCUAAUAUAGUAUUUCUGCUAUCUUAUUUAUUUUUCUAUUAACUUGUAAUAUUACUAUAAGAUGCUUAUUGCUCGGCUUUGUUUAGUACGAAUUUUUAUUUCAACACUGUUAUUGCAAACAAUGAUGCUCCUCUCAUGAUUGUUAUUGUAAAAUAUCAUGCGCAUGUUUAAACUAUCGCCAUCAGGAGUAUAUGACUGCUUUAACAGGGAUAAAAAGAUUAUUUUAUUCUGUAUCUGCCCUUAUAUUCUCAAUUUGGAAAUUAUUUAUUUAAGAUGUGCUAUCGAUUAGGUUUCUGUGGGACUAUUUACCUAUUCUUCUUUCUGUGCUUUUGCGUCGGUGGGUCCGUAUGCAUGCUGCAGCAACAUUGAACUAUCCGAAGUAAUUGAAAAUUCUUGCUGCACACUAACACAAAUAUGUUUCUGUAAUGUUUCUUUCAAGGACAGACAUGAGAUAUUUGUUUAAGAUGUGUUGAAAGGAGCAUGAUUCUCAUUAGGUCGCUUUCGUUUCGUCUAAAUUGGGAAAUAUUCCUCAGUUUGUUCAAUGUGUGGCCCCAUGUCGAAGUAUAUUGCCUGCAAUUAUAGGUAUUUUUCCAGUUUUGUAGUCUCUAAUCAUUCUUUAAAAAAAUACUUUUCUUUUAUUAAAAAUGUUAUAUUAUCAUAAUUGCUGCAUAACACUUGAACAUAUUAAACUUGAAAGUUUCAUUUCACUGCUAUGUUUUUCUAUUAUUA